GCACUGGCAGUGUAUAUCUGUUACUAUUACACCAAACAGACAAGCACCCCCGCCAGUGUGUAGGUCUGUUACCAUUUUUGGCCCAACAUAAUGAACAGGCGCUGAUGCUAUCGUAUCAGAUUUAUACGGUUAUAGCCACUGUGCUCGUAAAGGAUGGUAGGUAUAGAUAGAUAUAUGACUUACUUAUACUAGGUCAGGACGAGAUAUAUGACGUGGGUGUUAGACGAUCAACCAUUUGGAUUAUAUAUAUACUAUACAACAGCAUUAACCAGGUUUUAUAUGGUGUGUGUAUAAACAGAGUGAUAUAUUAUCAUGUGGUGUUAUGUGACAGUUGUGUUAGUGUUAGUUAUAACAUCUAUACCAGCACAACAACAAGACUAUUUACCAACUGUAUGGAAUUUUAACCAAUAUCCUGAUCCUGCCACGGAUUAUCUGAAAUGUGGCAGACGCAUGAAAUCAUCGGUCUGUGAUCCCAAUGGUAUCAUUACGAAAUCUAAAGCUGAUGAGAUUGAUAGAGUUAUAGACGGUGUAAGGAAUGAUACUAGGUGUAUGUGUUAUGACUGUGUUCAAGCUAAACGAGGCUACAUCAUCAGAGUUGCUAUACUACCACAAAUGCAGAAAAUAUUAAAUAUGACUGGAAAUAAUCCAGAGGGUAAAUUAAAAGAUGCCCAGUUAUUCGCCUACCUAUUAUCACAGAGAUGGAAUCUAGUUGGUACCUGUAAUGAAACUAUUUUAAUUCUUUAUGCUAGAAAUGAUAAUAUAAUUUAUACCUUAACAAGACAACAUGCGAGAUUGAGGUUAAGAGAUAGUGCUAUUAUACAAGUAUCAAUGAAUACUAGACAUUAUUUUAACAAGAAUGCAACAAUAGCUGAUGGAAUUAUACAAACUAUUUUAGGAUACAAAACAAUUCUACGUGGUGAAGAAUAUGUACCUCAUUUCGCCGAGAUUAAAGAUGAUGACAGUCAUGGGACACUGAUGACCCCAACAUGGUGCCUUUUAUUUAUAUCACUGUUCUUUAUAGUCUCUGUUUAAGCCAUGAUCGAUAAGUAACAAAGACAAAAGCUAACGUACCUUUCCAACGUCAAUCAGGUGGUUUAACUGGAGAAUUCUGGCUUCAACAAUAUCUUCCUUCUGCUACAUAGGACUUCUUUUCCAUGUAUUAUUCCUGGUUCACGAGCACCAUUACUGAUAACUGUAACACUACAGAUAAGUGAACGUCAGCAUAAUAAAUGAUCUGAACUUUAUUACAACCAUGAAAUGUGAAUAGGUUGGAAGAAACUCUGUAAUUAAACACAUCUAACCAAUAUAUGUAGUGGUCAGUUGGGCCCUGUUUCUCGAAAUCUUAACUAAAGAUAAAAUCCAAAUUUUAGUACAUACUUCAAUUGUGAUUGGCUAAGCACUAAAAUCAAUUUACAAAAAUUUGAAUUUUAUCUUAGUUAAAAUUUCGUGAAACAGGCCCCAGUUUAUAAGUACUGGGCGUCGGUGCAUUUAAUUAUAUAAUAGAUGUUAGUAUACUGUAUUGUAAUAUAUAGUCAAAGUUUGAUAAACGUUAUAAAUUAUGAAGCACUUUGCAGUCACAAGUCAAGAGUCUGGCUACAAUUUACAAACGAGAGAGUUUUAUGAUCUCAAGUUCGCGUGAUGCAUGUAACUGGUUCUACAUUUUUUUUGCAUCUUAGGUAUGUUUCUCGGUAAAACGUAGGGGGGGGGGGGGUGCGGGGUACUCGUUGUUUAAGUGGUGUAUUAUAUGUACCUGGUUCGCUCCUGUUCCCCCAUCAUACGACUUGUGGUCCAGUUGGUCCUACAUGAAUUUAGUACCCGGGCAACCCAAUGCCCCAAUAAUAUUGUAGAUUGAUUUCGUUUUUAUUUGGGUUAUCGUCAAGCUAAAGCAACAAGAACUGUCUACGUCAGUUUUAAAAAUAAAUCCGGUAGACAAAUUUCAGAGGACGAGUUAGUUAUAUUUUAAGUGAAAUAUAACAAGAAGACGUCCUAAUUCGUUCAUUUUACCAGAGAAAAAAUGCAAUUAGGGCUUCAAAUAAAAUUUCAUUACACAAUGUUUAUGUCCUUUUUAAAAUGUGACAUUUUUGUGCUUUAGGUUGACGAUAUAUAUUUUAUUUAUAAUCCCUGGGUGCCAUAAGCGGUUGAACUCAAUAAAAACCCAAUUAUGGAAAACAAUCACAGGUUUAUACACAUAUAGCACGACGUUUCGACAUGUGUUCUCUUGUCGUUUUCAAGCACUUACCAAUCUGAUUUUAAAAAAAAACAGACCCUAUUUCGUUUCGUUUUUUAUAGUUCAAAAUUUCGUUAUACUUGUCUUUACUAGGCCAUCGAAAGUAUAAAAAGAAAACGAAAUGAAAUAUUGAUAUUUUAAUCAAAUUGACCACAUACCGCCGAUUGUUUUCCAUAUAAAUUGCGUUUUCGGGUUGCUAUUUUUUUUAAUUUUAAUUAUAAUUACAAUGCUUAAAAUCAUAAUUCAUCUUAUUAUAAACCGAGCUUUUCCAAUAUUAUAUUUUGUGUAUUUUUGUAUAAUAUUUAAACUGUAUAUAAUUAUUGUAAACAAAGUUUUGAUAUAUUUUUUUUGAAUAUUUAGAAAGCUUGUAUAAUGUAAAAGUGAUGGCUUGUGUUUUAGA
Patella vulgata (common limpet) is the source of this 2627-nucleotide messenger RNA. RefSeq lists its product as uncharacterized. NCBI's taxonomy places the organism in Eukaryota, Metazoa, Mollusca, Gastropoda, Patellidae. Gene Ontology annotation, cellular component: acetylcholine-gated channel complex. Bases 313 to 1032 code for a protein of 239 amino acids. The transcript is spliced from 7 exons. The record is from RefSeq and is a predicted model, not a curated record.